Coffea arabica (coffee) is the source of this 1555-nucleotide messenger RNA. Its product is annotated as xyloglucan endotransglucosylase/hydrolase protein 2. The record is from RefSeq and is a predicted model, not a curated record. Gene Ontology annotation, molecular function: xyloglucan:xyloglucosyl transferase activity; hydrolase activity, hydrolyzing O-glycosyl compounds. Gene Ontology annotation, biological process: xyloglucan metabolic process; cell wall biogenesis. NCBI's taxonomy places the organism in Eukaryota, Viridiplantae, Streptophyta, Magnoliopsida, Gentianales, Rubiaceae. Gene Ontology annotation, cellular component: cell wall; apoplast.
GAUCAGCUCUGAUAGUAUUAGUGGAAUAUUAGAGUUGAGGAGAAUUUUUUACACAACUAUAACAAAUUAAUGGGGAGGAAAUCAACAAGCUCACCACAAAUCAAUCAAACAAUCAAAUCUAUAUUGGAUUUUUUUUUUCUACUUCUUUCUCUAAUUAAAGAUUAGAAAUGUAACACAAUUUCUUCGAAUUUAAGCAACAAGAGUUUUGGAAUAGGAAAGAAUUGCUUCCAAAAAAGAAAAGCAAGACAAACAUGAAUUAAAAAAGUUAAUCACAAGAAUCUGACGUAGGAAAGUUUAGAAUUUGAAUUAGUCAACUACCUAAAAGAACUCGACUGAAAUAAAAUUUCCAAAUCUGCACAUAAACUUCUUUAUUUGAUACUAUGUAGUAAUAAUUGCUUUCUUGUUUAACAUCCCAACCUCCCUAAUAAUCUUACAUAACUACGUGAAACCCUAGCUAUAUGUGUAUAUAUAUAUAUAUGCUCAUCAAGAAUCCGCAGCAGCACAGUUACAAGCUUCAACUUAGAUACAUACAAGUCAUGUAUUCUCAUCAGCAACUGAUGACGGAUCUCGUUGUCGUGCUCCUUCUCUGUGGAGUACUACUUCUGCCUUCUACAGCCAAAGACGUACCGUUUGAUGACAACUACAGAAUUACUUAUGGGAACGACCAUGUCGCCUUCUUCAAUCAAGGAACACAACUUCAGCUUUCAAUGGACGUGCACUCUGGGGCUGGCUUUGGCUCCAAGGUGAACUACGGAUCAGGCUUCUUUGACAUGAGGAUAAAGGUCCCAAACAAGGAUUCUGCAGGAGUAGUUACAACUUUCUACCUGAGUUCGAAUAGCCAAUAUGCUCACGACGAGGUGGAUUUUGAGUUUCUGGGCAACAAGGAAGGGAAACCUUAUGCAUUACAGACAAACGUAUUUGCACGCGGGGUUGGAGGUAGAGAAGAGAGGACACUUCUGUGGUUCGAUCCAACGGCAGAUUUUCAUUCCUAUCAAAUACUCUGGAACCCGUAUCAUAUAGUGUUUUAUGUUGACAACAUUCCUAUCCGCAUAUACAAGAACAACACAGCCUCGGGUGUAGGCUACCCGUCACAGCCAAUGCAAAUACUGGCAAGCUUGUGGGAUGGAGAUGGUUGGGCGACAGAUGGGGGCAAAACAAAGACUGAUUGGUCUCAAGCACCAUUCAUAGCAUCCUACCAAGACUUCAACGUUGAUGGCUGCCCAUUAACUGAUAAUCAGAAUAUGGAUAUUCAGCGCUGUCAGUCCCCUAAUUAUUGGUGGAACCAAAGGAAAUUUUGGAAGUUGGAUUCCAAUCAGAUGAAAGCAAUGGAAGCAGUGAGAAAUAAGUAUAUGAACUAUGAUUAUUGCAGCGACAGGAAUAGAUAUGCUGUUCCUCCUCUCGAGUGUAGUAGCAACACUUAUGAGUGAUCUUCAAUCAAGUUAGCAAGAGGAACUUCAAAAAGAAAUUAAUUAUACUAUAGUAUGAUUGAUUAAUUAUUGGGACGGAUUUGAUUUGUUACAACCAUUAGAAGAAUUAUAUAUGAUGCUACGUCUCA